Cantharellus anzutake is the source of this 945-nucleotide messenger RNA. RefSeq names its product NAD-P-binding protein. Gene Ontology annotation, molecular function: 2,4-dienoyl-CoA reductase (NADPH) activity. The record is from RefSeq and is a predicted model, not a curated record. The transcript is spliced from 8 exons. Bases 1 to 945 code for a protein of 314 amino acids. Lineage: Eukaryota; Fungi; Basidiomycota; Agaricomycetes; Cantharellales; Hydnaceae. Gene Ontology annotation, biological process: fatty acid catabolic process.
AUGCCCCCGUCUAACGUACAAUAUCAUGUUGAGCCCACACCGGCAGUUUCAUCCACUAAUGUAUUUCGAGACGAACUGUUCGUUGGCAAAGUCGUUUUCUGCACCGGGGGAAGUAGUGGAAUAUGCAAGGCCAUUGUGGCCGCGCUGAUGCGUCAUGGUGCGAGCGCUUUUAUCGUCGGUAGAAAUGCUGACAAAGCUCGAAUUGCUGCCUCUGAGCUGACGUGUAACAGUGGCAGGACAUGCGGAUACCAUCCAGCAGAUGUGAGGACGCCAGAUAACAUUAAAGAAGCUGUAAGGCGAUGUAUUGGGAUGUUUGGAAAGAUCGACUUUGUUGUGUGCGGUGCAGCAGGGAAUUUUCUCUCUACAAUUGAUAACCUAUCAGAGAAUGGUUUCAAGACCGUAAUUGAAAUCGACACCUUGGGCACCUUCAACACAGUAAAGGCGACUCUUCCCUACGUAAGGGAGUCAAGAGGCGCGUACCUCCAUAUAAGCGCCACACUUCACUAUCGUGGGACACCAUACCAAGCCCACGUAUCUGCGGCGAAGGCAGGAGUUGAUGCCCUCUCAGCUGUCUUGGCUGUAGAAGAAGGGCCAAGGGGCGUGAGAUCGAACGUGAUCGCUCCGGGUCCCAUUGCCGAGACUGAAGGCUACUCCCGACUUUCCACUGGAUCGGAAGAGACUAUCAGAGCGUCGCAGUCAAGGUAUCCCUUGGGUCGUGCUGGGGACCUUAGAGACGUCAGCAAUGCUGCAAUCUGGCUCUUCAGCCCAGCAGCUAAUUGGAUCACAGGCCAAGUACUUGCUGUAGACGGUGGAGAGUACCAUGUAACCAGUGGCAUGGUGCCCGAUUACCCUCAGAACGUGUUAGACCCCGACUCCAUGAAGGGAUUGAUAAAAAACACAAAAGGAGUUAGAAGCACCUUGGUACCUCAAGGGAGCAAGCUAUAA